This is a messenger RNA of Paramormyrops kingsleyae, 2669 nucleotides long. Its product is annotated as protein reprimo A-like. The record is from RefSeq and is a predicted model, not a curated record. NCBI's taxonomy places the organism in Eukaryota, Metazoa, Chordata, Actinopteri, Osteoglossiformes, Mormyridae.
AUUCCCAAUAUGGUGACAGUGUGUCCCCUGAGAUGGUUUGGCAUCCAGUCUAUAUAGUUUUCCACUGCCUUCUACCCAGUGCUCCAUGGGAUUGACUCCAGGAUCCCCAUGGCCUGUACUGAAUAGCCAGCUGCCAGCUGGAAGAUGGAUGGAUGGAAAACUCUGUAAUCCCACGAUCAGCUGGAGCUUGACAGCGCCCUCUACCGUGCAAUCCCUUUAUUGAGUAUAAUUAAUUAGCAUAUGAUGCAUGUAUUUUUUUUAAUUUGUAGUUAUAAAUGCUGCUACACGCAAUUAAAUGCAAUGUGGGUGUUAUAAAGGGAUGGCGGUAAUAAUAAAAUAAUUUAAUAACCAUGUCUUUGAGGACUGCACUGCUCAAGGAGACUGAAUAUCCCCGACAGAAACGGAUAUCCAGGAAUUAUGUCUGCGGCGCUAUACUUACAGUAUCGCUAAGAUUAGUUCUCAGAAUAAAGGUAAAGGCUAAGGGAAGCAUGAAAAACAAACACUUAAGGUUACAUACUGCGGUAGACCACUUUAAUUACGCAGUAUAAUUCACUCAGGAAUACCAUGAAUGAGACUUGUACCAAGGCGUGUAUAUACUAUCUAUAAGUCAGAUUCAUUAAUGACUUGAGCUCUACUGGAAAAAAAUCAUUAACAAAAAUGAAUUCAGAUCAUUUGGGCCUAUUUAUGAAGAAGCAUGACACAGACGUCCAGCAGGUGUCGAUGAAAGACAGUGUUCGUUGAAAUUACUUUUAAUUCAUCAGGAGACGAGCUAUACAUUUGUUAUUUUAUGCAGAAUUACUACCAGCCAGAAUUAGUAUUUGUAGUUAGUUUGGCUAAAUAUUGCUCAAUAAUUCAUAGCGUUAAAAAAAGUAUACGACUGAUACACAUUUUUCUUUUCAGACCUUUGAGGCAGUUCAAUGAUUCCAGUCCAAUUAUUCCAGUCCAAUGAUUCCAUUUUUCGAUAGUCUAUGAUGUAAUACAUUGGUAAGCUUGACAGCAUUGUUGCAAAGCUAAAGUAAUAUCGCCCACAAACCUUACUGUACAGUAGUUGUAUUUGGCCCAAUAAUUGUUUUCAGUGAGAGGAAAAAAUAUUUCAGUAACUCACUAAUACUGAAUGCGACCCAGUUCGCGACAAUUUCCUCACUGACCCAGCGCUCAUGUUGUGACUGAGACUGCAGGUAGGGGGCGUUAUUUGGCUUAUCUUACCUCGCUACGAGAGGAUUAAUUCAGUCUCCUCUUUCUGUAAAUGGUUUCACCCAACCAGGUAUAUCAGCCAUGGGUUUGCCGCAGACAGCGCAAGUUGAUCGUAUCCAAGGCACGCGCGCAGAGAUGGGUACCAACAAGUCAAGUGAAAAGUAAAGCUUUUUUCUGCUCUCCUUUUGGAGCGCUUUUUGCUGAACUGAAAUGUGCAUGCAUUCCUAAAGCAGUAUUUUAGAAGUAAAGGGACCACCUGUUCUGUGUUUGACGGCGCACUCCCAAGUUGGUUGAAAAUGAAUUCUUCUGCAUUCAACCAAACGGAUGCUGCUGGACUGUUUUCCAACAGGAGUGAAGGAAUCCUCAAAUGCUGCAACUUCUCAUCUGUAGUGACAGAUAGUGGCUUUGUGGCCACAGCCCCGGACGAGAGGAGCCUCUUCAUAAUGCGAGUUGUGCAGAUAGCAGUGAUGUGCGUCCUGUCGCUCACCGUGGUCUUCGGCAUCUUCUUCUUAGGCUGCAACCUUCUCAUAAAGUCGGAAGGCAUGAUCAACUUUUUGGUGACGGACAGAAGGCAAUCGAAAGAGGUGGAGGCGGUCGUCGUCGGUGCGUAUUAACCUGGGAUCGGACAAAGAACGAGACGCAAGCGUUUGGCAGUUUCUGUAUGAAAUCUGCCUUUUUCAAGCAUAACAUAAUACAAAUGUCAAGCGAAGUUAUUUUGCUGGGGGUUUCCACCGGAAGAUCUUAUCAACUGGCGGUUCAACUUAGAAUUUUAUGUGUUGAGCUUCAUGGAUGACCAACAGAACUAUAUGAAGUGAUUCCUUGGGAUUUGCGGUAACUUUUCCCGUGGUCAAAACUUCUUUACUAAGAAUGCGUGUAUAUUUCAUUACAGAAAAGUAAAUAUAGUUGCUAACAUAAGUAAAAGCAGACACCAAGAGGGACUUUUUAAAUAAAAAAGUUUUCUAUUUUUUAUCUUUGAAGGAAUGUGAGAACACGUUUAUUAUUGUUGUUGUUGUUGUUAUUAUUAUUAUUGUUAAAUAUUAUUGCUUUUUGUAUUGGUAAAUUAUAGCCUACCUGUGAAUGGUCAACAUUUUUAAAUGAUUUGUUUGUAUUCAUAGGAAAUAUCAUGCUCAUUUGUUUAGGUGUAGCCAACUGCUGCUUUUGUCCGUUUUGAAAUUAAUUGCCGCAUGGAUGAUUGAAAUGUAUCAGUUUUAUGUAUAUUGUCUGUUUUAGUAAAUGCAUCCAGGAGUUCUACUGUUUAUUGCCCUGUAAAUGUGUUUUUAUUAUAUUCAUUAUACAAUGGCGGUUUGUUGAGUAGAUUACAAUAAACAUUGUCGUUAUGCUACCUGAUCAAAUAUCUGCAGGCACUGAAGUUUAAGUUUUCAGUUCAACAUGUAGGCCUAUGUUCUUAUACACGCAUCAUUAGUUGUGCACUGUUUUCUGGCUAUAUAUUAAACCUGUACUGUGUGACAAAAAUU